Messenger RNA from Phlebotomus argentipes, 1424 nucleotides. RefSeq names its product general transcription factor IIE subunit 1 (gene TfIIEalpha). Gene Ontology annotation, cellular component: transcription factor TFIIE complex. Gene Ontology annotation, biological process: transcription initiation at RNA polymerase II promoter; transcription open complex formation at RNA polymerase II promoter. The record is from RefSeq and is a predicted model, not a curated record. The transcript is spliced from 4 exons. Bases 147 to 1373 code for a protein of 408 amino acids. NCBI's taxonomy places the organism in Eukaryota, Metazoa, Arthropoda, Insecta, Diptera, Psychodidae.
CGGGUGCCGAAGUGCUGCGUUCGUGUCGGGGAGCUUUCGUUCGCGGCGAUUGGCAGCAGUGAUUUUUGAAUUCGGCGCGCGCGCGCGCGUGGUUUCUACCAAGAAUUCUCAUUAAUAUAGUUUAAGAAAAGUAAGAGAGGCUCACAAUGUCUGACCAACAGCUGGUCACGGAGAUUCCCAGCAGUCUGAAGCAACUCGCGCGACUCGUCGUGCGUGGAUUCUACACAAUAGAAGACUCCCUCCUCGUGGACAUGCUCGUGAGGAAUCCUUGCAUGAAGGAGGACGACCUCUGUGAACUGCUCAAGUUCGAGAGGAAGCAACUGAGAUCACGAAUAGCCAUUCUGAAGAACGACAAAUUCCUCCAGGUGCGCCUGAAGAUGGAAACCGGGCCGGAUGGGAAGGCGCAGAAGGUGAAUUACUACUUCAUUAACUACAAAACAUUCGUGAAUGUGGUGAAGUACAAGCUGGACCUCAUGCGGAAGCGGAUGGAGACUGAGGAGCGCGACGCGACGAGUCGCGCCAGCUUCCGCUGUCCGAAUUGCAACAAGACCUUCACGGAUUUGGAGGCUGACCAGCUCUUUGACUUCCACACGGGUGAGUUUCGGUGCACAUUUUGCGGCAAUGCCGUGGAGGAGGAUCUGUCGGCGCUGCCCAAGAAGGACUCUCGCCUGCUGCUGGCCAAGUUCAAUGAGCAGCUGCAGCCUCUCUACGAUCUCCUGCGCGACGUGGAGAGCAUCAAGCUGGCGCCGGAGUGCCUGGAGCCGGAGCCCGUGGACAUUGACACGAUACGAGGGAUCAUCAAGCCAGGACGCGUGGUCAGCCAGGAGACGUGGUCGGGCGAGGCGACGCGAUCGCAGGGCUUCGCAGUCGAGGAGGCGCGCGUGAACGUGACGAUUGGCGCAGACACGACGGAUUCGGAGGCGCGGCGCAAAGAUCGGCCAGUCUGGAUGACGGAGAGCACAGUGCUGGACGACGCGCGCAGCUCGCCGGACACUCUGCCAGAGCGUCCCGGCGUGCCGGUGGCCACGGCGGGACGCGCACGGAAAGAGGGCGACGACAUCAUGUCCGUUCUGCUGGCGAACGAGCGGCAGCACGGCCAAAACAGCACCGCCAACGCCGUGCGCGGUCUUGGCGCCGGCGCCAGUUCCAGCGGCGACUCGAGUGACGAGGACGCCGCCAUGGACAACACGGAAAUCCCGAUGAUGAUGGCGGCGGAAUCGGAGUCAGAGGACGAGAGCCCGACGGUGAGCGUGGGCGGCAGGCAGUAUCCCAUCGACCAGAUCACGGACGACCUGAUUGCACAAAUGACGCCACAGGAGAAGGACUCGUACAUCCAAGUGUACCAAGAGACCUUCAGCCACAUAUACGAGUGAAGCGAGAGUCCGUGUAUUGUAAAUUAAAGGCACUUCUCAAUGACUUUAAAA